AUGAAAUUUGAAAAUCAUCACUUUAUUAUCGAUGCGCUUGUUAUUGCUAAUCAAGCACCAGAUAAAGCUUUAUUUAAUAUUGUUGAAAGAUGUUUACCAUCAAUGUCACAUGAUUUAGCUGGUCUUAUUCUUAUAUAUGAUCAUUUUGGUAAGCAUUUAAAUGAUACAGAAUUAACUGAACAUACUGAAUUAGAAAAGGAAAAUUUUAAAGUAACUGAAGUUUGGAGUAUUAACGUAUUUGAUGAAUAUCCUGUUGUUGCAGAAUAUAUCAAUCCAUUACAAUUUACUGAUGAUCAAUUGGAAAUGGUUGAUAGUACAUUAGCUUUAAAUAAUACUCUUGAUCGAUAUAUUAACUAA
Molecule: messenger RNA, 357 nt
Organism: Rotaria socialis
Lineage: Eukaryota; Metazoa; Rotifera; Eurotatoria; Philodinida; Philodinidae
Source: the annotation of a GenBank genome assembly